Molecule: messenger RNA, 5151 nt
Organism: Chelmon rostratus (copperband butterflyfish)
Lineage: Eukaryota; Metazoa; Chordata; Actinopteri; Chaetodontiformes; Chaetodontidae
Gene: ap4e1
Product: adaptor related protein complex 4 subunit epsilon 1
Exons: 21
Coding region: 162-3581 (1139 amino acids)
Biological process (GO): intracellular protein transport; receptor-mediated endocytosis
Cellular component (GO): membrane coat; AP-4 adaptor complex
Molecular function (GO): cargo adaptor activity
Source: RefSeq, a predicted model, not a curated record
CUGGCAAGAUAGCAUUUCACCUCCUGUGAUAUUUUUAAAUGUUUAACAAAUAGCCUUCACUGACUCUGUGUAAGAAACUCUCAGUGGGAUGGCUAGAUGAUUUAAUCGUUGUAUGUUGAAAGAAAAAAGCCAGCUGCCAGGCCCCACUUUUCGCUGCCAAAAUGAGCGAUGUUGUGGAGAAGACCCUGACAGUUCUGCCGAGCCUCCUGUCUUUGGACUCUCAGCCUGGAUCUGCAAAACUGUCCUCCACCUCAAAACUAGGAAACCUCAUCAGAGGGAUCACUGAGUUGACGUCCAAACAUGAGGAGGAAAAGCUUAUUCAGCAUGAACUAGCAUCCAUCAAAGAACAGGUGUCCUCCCCCAACACCUCCAUGAGGCAGAUGAAGGAGCUCAUGGUGAGAGCGAUCUACUGUGAAAUGCUCGGUUAUGAGGCGUCGUUCAGCUACAUUCAUGCCAUCAAACUGGCUCAGCAAGGCACUGCUCUGGAGAAAAGAGUCGGUUAUCUUGCUGUGUCUCUGUUUCUGAACGAAAGUCACGAGCUGCUUCUUCUCCUUGUGAACACUGUAUUAAAGGAUCUUCAGAGCACCAACCUUAUUGAAGUGUGCAUGGCUCUAACUGUUGUCAGCCAGAUGUUCCCCAAAGAUAUGAUUCCCGCGAUCCUUCCUCUGGUCGAGGAGAAACUUAAUCACCCAAAAGAAAUCAUUCGCCGAAAAGCUGUCCUGGCACUGUACAAAUUCUACCUAAUAGCACCAAAUCAAGUUCAACACAUCCACAACAAGUUCCGCAAAGCUCUGUGUGACAAGGAUCCUGGUGUCAUGACUGCUUCAUUGCACAUCUACUUACAGAUGAUUCAGGAGAAUCCAGAUGGUUAUAAGGACCUGACAGCGAGUUUUGUCACCAUACUGAAGCAAGUGGUGGGAGGAAAACUGCCCAUGGAUUUUAACUAUCAUAGUGUCCCUGCUCCGUGGCUGCAAAUUCAGCUUCUCAGAAUACUGUCUGCACUUGGGAAAAAUGACCAGAGCACAAGUGAGAUCAUGUAUGAAGUCUUAGAUGAGUCUUUACGCAGAGCAGAGAUGAAUCAUAACAUCACCUAUGCAAUAUUAUACGAGUGUGUAAAAUGUAUUUACACAAUUCAUCCCAAAUCUGAUCUUUUGGAAAAAGCUGCAAAGUGCAUUGGCAACUUUGUUCUGUCGCAGAAGAUUAAUCUCAAAUAUCUCGGCUUAAAGGCCCUCACUUACGUGGUCCAGCAGGAUCCUAAACUGGCCCUGCAGCAUCAGAUGACCAUCAUAGAGUGUCUCGAUCACCCUGACCUCAUCAUCAAGCGAGAGACUCUGGAGUUGCUCUUUCGGAUCACUAACGCCCAGAAUGUCACAGUCAUUGUUGAGAAGAUGCUGGAGUUCCUGCGCAUCAGUAAAGACGACUACACUACCAUCGACCUGGUGGGGAAAGUGGCAGAACUGGCAGAAAAAUAUGCACCAGACAAUGAAUGGUUCAUUGAGACCAUGAACACAGUGUUUUCAGUGGGUGGAGACAUGAUGCAGCCUGACAUCCCAAACAGUUUUCUUAAACUGCUGUCUGAGGGAUUUGACAGCGUGGAGGAAGACAAGAAGUUGAGGCUGUUUGCUGUGGAUUCAUAUGUUGCUCUGCUGCAGGGGGAGCCUGGCAAACUGCCACAGCGCUUCCUCCAAGUCAUCAGUUGGGUCCUCGGUGAAUAUUCCUAUUUGAUGGAGGAAUCUGAACAGGCCACGGUCCUGAGGCUGCUGGCCAAACUGUUAGACAUGAAAAACACCAGCAGUGAAACCAAGACCUGGGUCCUCAUGGCAAUGACCAAGCUCAGUGAGGGCGAGGCAGGCGUGUCUGUGGCUCAGGAGGUUUCUGAAACAUACAGCAGCUCCCUGGACACAGUUCUGAGGCAGAGGGCUCAGGAGCUGCAGCACAUCAGCCAAGACUCCGAACUACGAGCCAGGGUGGUACCCCGAGACGGCCUGGAAUCCCUGGAGGUGGACUCCUCUCUGUCAUUUCUGGAUGGAUUUGUGUCGGAGGCGUUGGCUGCUGGCGCUGCUCCAUACAAGCCUCCCCAUCAGCGGCAGGAGGAACUAGCUCGGGCGAAAACAUUGAGCCUGGAGCCAUACGGCCUGUCCCUGCCCAUCAGCAUGUCCUCCUGCAGCAUCGCUGACAGACAGUCUCCUACACUGCUGUCCAUGAGCUCUGGUCUGUCAGGCGAUAGCGCAGACCUCUCACACAAAGGAGGCUCUGCAACUCUAAAGCUGGAUGGUGUGAAGAGGGUGUGGGGGAAGGACGGCUACCUGGCGCAGAGGGAACCUGCGGAGGAGGCUGCCCAGGUCGAGGUUCCCAGUCCGCUCCGGUCACCCAGCCAGCAGGGAGAAGCUGACAGCUCACACAGCCAGACUCCCACUCCCGUACCCACCCCUGAGCCUGAACAAGAGAAACAGCAGCUGGCCUCUUCGCUGUUUGUCGGCCUGGGCUCCCAAAGCUCUGUGUGUCUGAUGGGAAAAUCUGAACCGACACCGCAGCGAUUCAGAAGAAAAGCCAAAGGCCCGGGCUCGUCCUCGUCCUCAUGUGCCAGCGAGCAAAUAUCCAACUCCCUCGUCUCUGCUCCGAGCACAGUGGAUAAGUUGCUGUGUGACAACCUCCUGGACUCCAGCAUCGCCUCAGAGCUGCCAGUUUCUUCACCCGCACAGGCAUCCCAUCUCUCUCAGAGCCUCACUACUGCAAAUGGCACCUGUGAUGUAGAGAUACCUGAAGGUGACUUAAAGGGAAGUAACCCCUCUCUCAUUAGGGAUAAUGGUGUUGCGGUAGCUGCUGAUCCUGCUCCACAUGAAGACCCAGACAGACCGAAAGACUUGUGUCUCAGUUCUCAUCUUCCUGCAGAGCUCGCUGGACUCUCCCACUCAGAAAUCACUCCACUGUGCUCCAACCAAAGCCUGGAUCUCUCAGUCUGUCACGUGCAGAAAGAGGAUUCUUUAGCGCUAGUUGUUUUCAUUUACAACUCCUCUGACUCUGACAUUCAACAGAUACUGCUGGAGCUCGACUCUGAUGAACUUGAGGUAUCCUGUAUGUGUGACAGUCCAGUGCAGGAGGUGAGAAGCCGCAGUGUAGCAGCGUGUCAGUAUUCCCUGACUGUCAAGAGGCCUUCAGUCCACGUUGAAGUGGUUGGGAUCGUAUCGUACCAGUUUCCUGCUGGGACUCGUCAGUCAGCGCAGUUCUCCUACAGGCUGCCUCUGACCAGCUUCAUCAGGCCUUUGACUGUGUCCACAGAGGAGUACGGGACAAUGUGGCUGGCCUUCUCCAACGAUACGAAGCAGAACCUGACGCUGAUAAGUGAUGGCCAGGAAUCUCUCACAGCCACUCUGAAUGUGCUGAGGAAGAAGCUUCAGCUUCAUGUCGUGGAAAUCAUCGGUACGGAAGGCAUUGCAGCUUGCCAGCUUGUGCAGGAACAGCCAUGUUUGAUGCACUGUCGUGUGCAUGAGGGAACGCUGUCUGCCUGGCUGCGCUCUCCAGUCCCCGACCUGCCCGACUGCCUGAUCUACUACUGCCAGAGAGCUUUACAGGAGCACUGAGCCCCGACUGCAGCACCUCCACUGACAGCACUGAGCACUGAGCACCUGACACUGAGGAGGAAGGUACACAGAGCAGUAGACAGCGCAGAACAUCUGAUGUUGAGCACUCUCAUCUUUACAUUACAGUGUUUACAGUUUGUUUAUCUCUUCCACUACAAGUUACUCUGUAGGAUUUGUUUUUGUUUUUUUGUUUUUUUUGUCCAUGAGUUAUUUAUUUGCAACAGUUAAACUGGUGGAAUAAUUCGCUGGAUCACAAUUGUUUGAAAGUCAUGGCUGGUAAUAAUAAUAAUAACCUCAGGGGCCAAAAGAUUUUAACCGUCUGUGUGAUGCUUCAGAAUAACACUUAUGUCUUAAAAUGAUGACAGGGCUCCAUAAAGACUUGAACAUUUCAAUGGCUGAAGCAUUGUUCAUGAGUUAAAUGAAUACAAGGUAUUAUAUUCUCGGUAUAAGGGAAAAAUCAUCUCGACAGUUAUUUUUUUGUGCCCCAGGUGUGCAUGCUCAAUAACAAGAUAUAUUAUGUCCUGCUUUCUCAUUUGUGGCAUGAUUUUUAAAAAUCAGUUACAUUUUCAAGGUAAGAACGAUCACGAUGGUGAAGCCUGUUUGGAUUUUAAUGAGACAAAGAUAUAAAAGUUCAUCUCAGUUGUUCAUUUAGAAUCUUAAAGCAUUUCUUUGCUGUUGACGUCAAUUGUGAGUUAUUUUCAAGUUCAUCAAGACUGACUGACUGAAGCAAUACUGAUUGAAACGGCAAGAAUAACACAAAUUCUUUCCUGCCUUUUUAAGAGUAGCAAAUUAAUUGUUCAUUAUUUCUGGUGUGGACUCGGAUAAACGAUCAUAGGAGUAACAUUUACAAAAGCUGCUUUUUCAGAACCUGCUCGUCUUCACUGCUGAAGUAAAAAGAGGUUUACAUUUGUAAAGGAUUACAUUAUGCUAACAUCAGCCUCUGACUGCAGCAGCUCUACAUAUUUCUUACACCCAUGAUGAGAGUAUUUUGUCUUAAAUGUAACACUGAAGAUCUCCCUCUGCAGUGUCCGUGUUGCCAUGAAGUCAUUAUGAUGAGGAGCAUUUCACUUGUCACGCUUUGCAGAUGCUGCCUUCUGUGUGAUAUGAUGAUCUAUGCACUCAUGUUUCUGGUUUGUCAGUUUCAGUGAGAGGUGGAUUUUAGUGGUCUUUGAUUAUUAUAUUUUUGUAUCAAUGCAGUAUUAAAACAUAUUUAUUGGAUUUAUAUUCUUACAGAAAAUAUUUUAUAUUAAUUUCUCUGACAGAAAAGAAAUCAUCGUGCUUCAUGUACUGUUUAAUUGUGCUGCGCCAGGGUUGACUUGGCUCAGCCUGUUUUAUUUAAUUCAACCUGAAGGGAAAGUUUGCCUUUGUUCUUUUUUGUUCUACCUGUGUUUUGAUUUGAAGCACAGCGUGAAGCUAACAGUGUGUCUAAAUCUCAACUUUAACCCAACGCCUUAUGUUCUAAUGCCAGGGUGGCGUGUUUGAUUUGUGCCUGUGGUACAGAGAAAAUCAUUGUUUCUUAGAGUGCCUGUCACUACAUUCUGCUAACUUAUGAAUAAAUGCAACACAUGUA